Molecule: messenger RNA, 1440 nt
Organism: Kluyveromyces marxianus DMKU3-1042
Lineage: Eukaryota; Fungi; Ascomycota; Saccharomycetes; Saccharomycetales; Saccharomycetaceae
Gene: DFG16
Product: Dfg16p
Exons: 1
Coding region: 1-1440 (479 amino acids)
Biological process (GO): cellular response to pH
Cellular component (GO): plasma membrane
Source: RefSeq, a predicted model, not a curated record
AUGGAUGACACUAGCUGGUUGAAGCCGUUGGUUUCACGCUUCAGCUGCGAAGGCUACUUGCUUAAUAGCGGUACUUUCAGCCAGGUUGUAGGGACACGUCAUUCCCACACGGUGUGGAACCAGACUAUGAGCUACCCAGCGUGGUAUGUGAAUUGCACGAAUGCGAAUGAAACGGUGAAAUUCAUAAAGGCUUUGGCUGAUAGUUCGCAGAAAUAUAAUCUAAAGCCGCAGAAAAACGAUUUCAUGAAUGGGAACUUGGUGAUUGCGUUUGUGAUUUCAGGAGUGUGUAUCGGUGGGUGGAUGUUAUUUUUGUUGCUUUUCUUGUUGCCGUCGACGAACCAUAAUCGGCAACACCGUAUGGUUCACUUGAACGUAUUAUACUUUUCAAUAGUGCAGUCUGUGACAUGGAAGAUGACCAACGACCAAGUUUUCGCAGUCCAGUACAAGCACAAUUCCCAAAACUCGAAUGCGUUUUACUAUGUGAUAUUCAAGUCGAGGUGGUUCCGGGUUCUGCGGUUUUUCCAGUUGCUAUUUUGUGAUAUCAACUGGGUAAUCGUUAUAUACUACCUUUGCCAGGGGAGCAAAGUGAGGUCGUGGCGGCUGAAAGGGUGGCCUGUAUGCCUCAGCAACUCCACGAACGUUAUAGUGACAUUAUCUGUGUCACUAUCGGUAUUCCACGUCAUGUUCUUUGGGAUCAAUCUCUUCUAUGCCCACCUCAAAUACCUCCUGUGGGUGCAGGUACCGUUCAGAAUAACGCAGAUUGCUCUUUUCACAAUAUUUUUGCUGGCUAUCAUACGAUAUGCUUUCUAUAGUUUGCACUCUGUGUCCUCUUCUAUGGAUAGCCAUGUUACUUCUAGAAGUCGCAAGUUCAUGAUGUUCUUGCAGAAUUACAAAGAAACUAUUCCGCUACUCAUAUACAAUAUUACAGUUUACUUGCUCCUGUACGCGGCUGCGAUCGUUCAGAUGGUGCAGAACGAGUCUCGUAACCACUGGAUCCAUUCUCUAAUCGCUUUCUUGAGAAUACUAGUGUUUGUUAACGCCUGGGGGCUCAUUGGUAAACUUGAGAAAAGAGAAAGGGAAAUUUCAAAGAAAUCGCUUUUGGGCCGGAGAAUUGAUAACAGAGACAGGUUCUUCGUCGAUCCCAAGAUCGAUUAUGUUGGGGAUAAAUCCUCAAGUAAUAAGAAAAAUAAGAAAAGACGUUUUUUCAAACCGCGUGUUAGUCUAUUCCAUUCGAAAAAAUCGUCAUCGAAUCGUGGUGAUACGGAGUCAUCAACAGAAUAUUACGGAAUGCAGGACAUGGAUGACGUUGGUCGUGCUGUCGAGUCACAGAGUUUAGAUGCCAUUGACUCUGAGAACGACAGUCUAGACACUAUGUUGACAAGAAACGUUAUUUAUGAGCAUAGUUCGAACUGGAAUGGAGAUACAGAUCUUCGCAUGUAA